AUGGACUUGCAGAAUAGUAGGGUUCCUAACCCUCCACCGUCCCAAUCGGCGGAACUCUCCACGCCAACAUCUGAUGCAUCUUAUUCGAUGCUACAGAAUGCCCAGCAUGUACCCUCAUCUAACAGCUUCGACUUCUACGGAGUACAAGCGAACAAUUCGAUGACAUCUGUUGCUCCAGUGAUCACACACCCGUCACAAGCCAUCUCUGCUGGACUUCUCACUCAACCUGGAGAGUACUCACAAAGUCUACAAACGGCGGGCCAAUUUGGUGGGACACAGUUUCAUUCUCAACAAAUGCCGUUGAGCAACGCUUCUAUGUGGAACACAGCUUCACUAUUCCUCAAUAACUUUGGAUCAGCCAGUAAUCCAAUGACCGCCCUGCGCAAUGGGGUGAUCGGAUAUCCAGAUUUGGCUCCUGCUCCUACCUCUGCUCCUCCCAAGCCUGCACCAAUAGCAAAGACACUAACUGAGGCAUCUACGCCAUCUGUGGUGCAAGUAGCUCCUGGUACUGCUACAUCGGCCUUGUCUGAUCUUACCUACAACAAGCCGAAUGGCAGUCAAACCCUUGCAAUUCAGGCGCAACCCGUUCUUCCUGCACCAAAUUUAUCUAUCAAUCCUACCAUCACACAGAAGCAGUCCACUCCAUUGAAAUCAUCACCAGGAAAAACUAGCGUCAAGAGCCGUAAGCGAAGAAUCAAGCGAAAGCGUGCCCACGACAGCGAAGAUGAAAUCAAAGCCCAUGACUCCAGUUCAGAUGAUGAGUCAGAAGAUAUGUUACCGUCCGCGAGGCAAACAAAGUCUGGUCGUCAGGUCAAUCGGCCAACAUUCUUCGCUCCAUCGCCGGAGCCUGUUUCGGUUUCAAGGCAAAAGUCGUCCCCUUCAGGUACGGCGACUGCGACCCCCGCAAAGAGGCGCAGGAAAGUAUAUCGCAAGAACGGAAAAGAAAUCAAUGUCACUUGUCGACACUGCCAGAGAGGCCAUAGCCCUGUCACCAACAUGAUUGUCUUUUGCGAUGAGUGCAACGACGCAUAUCAUCAGUAUUGCCAUGAUCCUCCCAUCAAACAAGAGCUCAUUGAUGAUAAGGAUGCAGAGUGGUUUUGCAGUGAAUGCCGGCCUGAAACGCGACACCGAGUUUUAUUGAAGCUGAAACUGCCACCUCAGCAAGAGAAUACUCCGUCAAUUACAUCACCGAUAUCAUCUGUUCCUCUUGUCUGUGGCGAGCAGUUUACAGCAGAAGAACAACGCGGUUACCUGUCAUCUCUCUCACAUGCGGCCCUCGUUGAUAUGCUAGUCACGCUUUCUAAAGCAAACCCCACUCUACCAGUAUUUCCCGAGAACUUGAAGGAUCUACAACGAUCAAAGUUUGCCGUCACAACCGCAACCACAAUCCACGCUGCAAGUGAGUUGACGGAAGAAGUGACCAUGGAAACCAAGGAUGCAGCAAGUCCUAGCGUGGACGAAGAAGAUUCUGAUGCAGAUUCUGACUCUGGUUCGGAAUACGAAGUAGAAGAGCAUCGCCUAUAUCCGCGGUCUGGAAACGGAUUUCAUCUACCUCCAGAGGAAGAUGACUUUGAUAUACUACUGGAUGAUCCUGCGUGCCCUACAUUUAGCUACACACUGCAUAGCUAUUCUCAGGCGAAUUCUCUCGCCGAUAAGAUCCCCAUAGUACAAGUUGGAGGCUAG
Messenger RNA from Talaromyces marneffei, 1683 nucleotides. RefSeq lists its product as uncharacterized. The transcript has a single exon. The record is from RefSeq and is a predicted model, not a curated record. Bases 1 to 1683 code for a protein of 560 amino acids. Gene Ontology annotation, molecular function: chromatin binding; DNA binding. Gene Ontology annotation, cellular component: nucleus. Gene Ontology annotation, biological process: chromatin organization; regulation of DNA-templated transcription. NCBI's taxonomy places the organism in Eukaryota, Fungi, Ascomycota, Eurotiomycetes, Eurotiales, Trichocomaceae.